Homo sapiens (human) is the source of this 1758-nucleotide messenger RNA. RefSeq names its product sclerostin domain containing 1 (gene SOSTDC1). Gene Ontology annotation, biological process: BMP signaling pathway; negative regulation of cell differentiation; negative regulation of Wnt signaling pathway. Gene Ontology annotation, cellular component: extracellular region. The transcript has 2 exons. NCBI's taxonomy places the organism in Eukaryota, Metazoa, Chordata, Mammalia, Primates, Hominidae. The coding region runs from base 71 to 691 and encodes 206 amino acids. The record is from RefSeq and is marked reviewed.
ACAGUUACAGUGCAGAAGCAGAAGCAAAAGAAUUAACCAGCUCUUCAGUCAAGCAAAUCCUCUACUCACCAUGCUUCCUCCUGCCAUUCAUUUCUAUCUCCUUCCCCUUGCAUGCAUCCUAAUGAAAAGCUGUUUGGCUUUUAAAAAUGAUGCCACAGAAAUCCUUUAUUCACAUGUGGUUAAACCUGUUCCAGCACACCCCAGCAGCAACAGCACGUUGAAUCAAGCCAGAAAUGGAGGCAGGCAUUUCAGUAACACUGGACUGGAUCGGAACACUCGGGUUCAAGUGGGUUGCCGGGAACUGCGUUCCACCAAAUACAUCUCUGAUGGCCAGUGCACCAGCAUCAGCCCUCUGAAGGAGCUGGUGUGUGCUGGCGAGUGCUUGCCCCUGCCAGUGCUCCCUAACUGGAUUGGAGGAGGCUAUGGAACAAAGUACUGGAGCAGGAGGAGCUCCCAGGAGUGGCGGUGUGUCAAUGACAAAACCCGUACCCAGAGAAUCCAGCUGCAGUGCCAAGAUGGCAGCACACGCACCUACAAAAUCACAGUAGUCACUGCCUGCAAGUGCAAGAGGUACACCCGGCAGCACAACGAGUCCAGUCACAACUUUGAGAGCAUGUCACCUGCCAAGCCAGUCCAGCAUCACAGAGAGCGGAAAAGAGCCAGCAAAUCCAGCAAGCACAGCAUGAGUUAGAACUCAGACUCCCAUAACUAGACUUACUAGUAACCAUCUGCUUUACAGAUUUGAUUGCUUGGAAGACUCAAGCCUGCCACUGCUGUUUUCUCACUUGAAAGUAUAUGCUUUCUGCUUUGAUCAAACCCAGCAAGCUGUCUUAAGUAUCAGGACCUUCUUUGGGAAUAGUUUUUCCUUUUCAAGUUUUUCAAGAUGUAGGUAUAUCCAUGAAUGCAAUUUGCAUUUAAAUUCCACGUAUCCUGUAGUUUUAAUUCCUCAUUGUUCUUAAAAGACUGUUGAUACUAUAAACAUCAGUGAAUCAUUAUAUUUUAAAACAGAAAAGGGCUUCUCAGAUACCCUCCAUCUACUGGCCCAUCCCCUCUCCUAAACAAAACUCCUUCAAAACAGGUUAAAAAAAAUAUGUUGUCAUGAAUCUUCACAGUAACAUUUCAGAAAGGUGCUUUUUUGGUACUCUUCAUGGGAACAGUUUAGCAGCCAUGAGUGAUCUUCCUUUGAAAGAGAAUGAAAGACCCUGUGACAUUUCACUUCAAAAAUAAGCCCUGUAGCUCUUUACGGUCGCAUAGUAUGAAAUUAUACCCUGCAUGCUGACCCUCGCUUGGAAUGGAAUGCCAGAAAUGCAUGGCAGCAGCUAAUAAGUAAAGCUGAUUAACUAUUUAUUUGUCAAUGUUAUUAUUUAAUGAGCUUUCACAUGUGAUUUGUUUCAAAACUUUAAUUUUUUAAUGUUUUGAAACUUUUUCAUGGACCUAAAUAUUUUCCUAUAUGAUUUGUGGUUGAUUAGAAAUAUGAAAUACAUGUUGUAGAUAUGUAAAAUGAAUAUUUUAGUCUCCUUAUUACAUAUAUGUUCAUGGUGAACUUUAUCAAUAGUAUGGAUCUUUUUAAAUCAAUAAGAUGCUUUGUAAAGUUGAAAUAAGUAAUACUUUCUUGUUUAAUCUGUGCAAUCAGAAGGUGUCUUGACCUUCAAUUCAAUUGGUUUCUUUUAACAAAAAUAAACACUGCUAAAAGUUAUUGUUGUUGCCUCUAACAUGUAUAAAGGGUGCAAAAAUUGUAGAAUAAAUGUAUAAGGGUAA